Molecule: messenger RNA, 615 nt
Organism: Argiope bruennichi
Lineage: Eukaryota; Metazoa; Arthropoda; Arachnida; Araneae; Araneidae
Product: DNA oxidative demethylase ALKBH2-like
Exons: 1
Coding region: 1-615 (204 amino acids)
Biological process (GO): DNA repair
Source: RefSeq, a predicted model, not a curated record
AUGACUCUUAAAAUGAUAAUCGAUACAUUGCGUCUUCGUCUAGGAUAUAUUCUUCAAUUUACUAAAGAGGAAGCCGAUGAUAUUUUGGAACAACUCGAAAAACAAAUUUGUUAUUUACCUCCUAAAGCGUGUCUAGUAUGGGGGAAGUAUCCCAUUCCAAGAACUAUUACCAGUUACGGUGAUCCUGGUCUCACCUAUCAAUUUGCAGGAGGUACAUUUAAAGCAAUACCUUGGAUUCCUAUUUUAGAACAAAUAGCUAACAUUGCAAAUCAAUUCCUCUCUAAAAAUGAGCGCUUCAAUUAUGUUUUAAUUAAUAGAUAUGCGGACGGAAGAGAUUGGAUUGGAUCUCAUCAAGAUAAUGAGCCAGAUAUUUGUCCUCAUACACCAAUUAUAAUCUUUUCUUUUGGUGCUCAACGGGAAUUGGUAUUUAAACGAAUUCAAUAUAACUGUAAAGAUCAACCCCAAACCUUUAAAAUAACUUUAGAACAUGGAAGUAUUUUAAUCAUGUACCCUCCAACAAACGAGUAUUAUACACAUAAAUUACCUAAACGAUUGAGGUGUAAAGAUGUACGAAUCAGUUUAACAUUCCGAAAGAUUAGAAAUAAAGAUGGCUGA